CUCUCUAUAAUCUAUAUGUGUGUUUGUGGCUAUGUUAUUUUUGUCUUGUAUAUCGAUAUAAUGCAGAGUAUAUUAUAUAUAUCACCUCUUUUUGACCCAACUUUUCAAUCUUUGUUUUUAUGCAUUGCAAUGCUAGCCCUUUUGCACUGUACGAUUAUACAAAAAGGAGUCCUUUAAUUUCGCUGUUGUUAAAUCUUUUUCCCUUUUAAAAAGUUCCCAACUUCGUAGCUUCUUCGUGCACACCUGUAAUUUGCACCAUUUCUUCUCUCUCUUUCUCUCUCUCUAAAUUGUAAUGGUAGGAACAGGAAAUAUGUGAAAGUGAGAGAAAUUGAAUGAUGUGAGUUUGAAAAUUUGGAGAGCAUGAGAUGGGUGCAAUCAUUUGGCACCCAUCGUUUCGAGAUCAUUUUGUUUUAUUCCUUUUUUGUAACUUUCGGUUAAAAGGGUGAAAGAUUCUUAUUUUUGGUUUUGGACCCCCUCAUGAGAUUAAGGAGGCGUAGGCAAUGCUUUCCAUCCUGCUCUUCUCUUCACAGAGUUGAUGAGGAUGAAAUUUACUGGAGACAGAAUAAGGGCGAUGAGGAGUUGGACUGGUCACAUGAUUCCACUCACGUAAUAUCACAGUUAACUCAAUGUUUUACUAAUGCUAUGGUUGGAUCACGAUCAUGGAUAGGAGGACUCUUUAAUAGGUACAGCAGACGUACAGACAAGUACCUUGACCGCCCGUUGACCCCUCUCGAGGAGCAAAGACUUCAAAGGCUUCAAGAAAGACUACAAGUACCUUUUGAUGAGACUCGCCCUGAUCAUCAAGAAUCCUUGAGAGCCUUAUGGUAUGCUGCUUAUCCAGAUAUUCCUCUGAAAGGGUUGAUCUCUGAGCAGUGGAAAGAGAUGGGAUGGCAAGGUCCUAAUCCAUCUACUGACUUCAGGGGUUGCGGUUUUAUUUCACUUGAGAACUUGCUAUUUUUUGCCAGGACUUAUCCGGCAUCUUUUCGUAGGUUAUUGUUCAAGCAAGAAGGGGAUCGAGCAACUUGGGAAUACCCCUUCGCUGUUGCUGGCAUAAAUGUCUCAUUUAUGUUGAUUCGUAUGCUGGAAUUAUACAUGGCGAAACCAAAAUGUCUUCCAGGAAUCAAUUUUGUGAGAUUAUUAGGAGAUGAAGAAGCCUUUGAUGUACUAUACUGCAUAGCUUUUGAAUUGAUGGAUGCCCAGUGGCUUGCUAUGCAAGCAUCUUAUAUGGAAUUUAAUGAGGUUCUACAAGUUACAAGGACACAAUUGGAAAGAGAGCUGGCUUUGGAAGACAUACACAGAAUACAAGAUUUACCAGCUUAUAAUCUUUUGUACCAGUAGCAGUAGCUUCUUUAAGUACCAUUUCAGUAGCCACAAUAAUUAGAAUAUUUCUUGAACCUUUUGCAAA
Molecule: messenger RNA, 1405 nt
Organism: Ziziphus jujuba (common jujube)
Lineage: Eukaryota; Viridiplantae; Streptophyta; Magnoliopsida; Rosales; Rhamnaceae
Exons: 10
Coding region: 478-1338 (286 amino acids)
Source: RefSeq, a predicted model, not a curated record